Messenger RNA from Penicillium angulare, 1056 nucleotides. RefSeq lists its product as uncharacterized. The coding region runs from base 1 to 1056 and encodes 351 amino acids. NCBI's taxonomy places the organism in Eukaryota, Fungi, Ascomycota, Eurotiomycetes, Eurotiales, Aspergillaceae. The record is from RefSeq and is a predicted model, not a curated record. The transcript has a single exon.
AUGGAAGCUGAGACACUGUUAACAAUUGAGAAUCUCCCAUCGAUGACUGAGGAAGAAAGUGAAAGGCCCAAGAAAAAACGCGUCCGGCACUGGACCGAGGAGGAUAGAGCCAGCCAUCGUGAAUUUGAGAAGUCCCGCCGAGAGGCGUUCAGUGAACGUUUAAUGGUUGGUGACCGUCCACCCACUAAAACAGAUGCUUUAAUUGUCACUAACGAGAUUCAGGAAUUGACAAGAUUACUACCCAAGCUCAAGGAGGAAACACGGCCCUCGAAGCAUAUUAUUGUUGAUGAGAGCAUCUCUCAUCAUAAAGCACAGCAAGCAAGAUGCGACCAAGCCGUUACUGCCAUCCAGGCCUUGAUGGCUGAGCGUGAUGAACUAUUAAGGGAGGUUAACAACCUUCGUACUUUGUACCAGCCUGAUGCUUCUGUUCCACGCCAAGCCCAGCCAGUCGACCCAGCUGUUCUCGAGGUUAUGGCGGAAAGCACUAGAUCAAAUGAAGCACAUGAAACUCAAAAUAUCGAUGACUUACAAUCUAAUCAUUUACACACUAAGUUUCAGCCACCAGUUUUACUGUCCCGUGCAAAUGAGGGACCCCAUAUAGCAAGUUAUUCCGGUGCCACUAUUGAAAAUCCACCGCUUGCACAGAUUCCACUUGGGUGGACCUGGCCUGGUCCCAACAAUUCUGCAAAUGAUAUCCCACAAAAUCUAUCGGAUGAAGGCUCUUUUGUAUGGAAUGACUCUCCCGAUCCCCUGACGCCGUCUUGGCCGAAGGUCAUUGAUAUACGUCCAAACAGCAAUGCAUCUUAUCUUGUUCACGACUCAGCAUCAUUUUGGACUCAGCAUCCUGGGCCUCUCAGACCUACGCCUCCUCAAAAUACGACCAUACACUAUGGAGUUGACUUAGCAGGUCUCUCUGAUGAUAUGCCACGUCUUUGGUAUUCAAAUAUUGGAAUAGACACAGCCACUAUAGCAGGAAAUGAGCAUUCCAUAUCUUUAAUGCCCACGCUUUCGAUUGCGAAUUCACUGCCUCUUACUUCGAAAGAUCGAUCUAUUUAA